This is a messenger RNA of Microsporum canis CBS 113480, 1071 nucleotides long. RefSeq names its product THO complex subunit 3. Lineage: Eukaryota; Fungi; Ascomycota; Eurotiomycetes; Onygenales; Arthrodermataceae. The coding region runs from base 1 to 1071 and encodes 356 amino acids. The transcript has 3 exons. Gene Ontology annotation, cellular component: THO complex part of transcription export complex. Gene Ontology annotation, molecular function: protein binding. The record is from RefSeq and is a predicted model, not a curated record. Gene Ontology annotation, biological process: mRNA export from nucleus.
AUGCCGCCAGCUUCUUCCAAUCUUGUCUCUAAGGAUCGAUUUGCUCAUUUGUUCGGCGGUUUACGGACUCAGAGCUAUCCAGAUCCCAGCGCGCGAGGUCCAGGCUCGCAUAGUAUCCGUACUCUGGCAUGGAAUCCUACGGGGACUCUGAUCGCAACCGGAUCUGUUGAUCGAACACUGCGCAUCUGGAACCCGGAACGACCCGAUGUGAGAUACUCGACCGAGUUGCGCGGCCAUUCUUCCGGCAUCGAGCAGGUAGCGUUUAAUCCAGUCAAGGAAUCUGAACUAGCCAGCUGUUCUAAGGAUGGGACUGUUCGUUUCUGGGAUGUGCGCGCAAAGAACUGUGUUGGCCGUGUGGAUGUCGGAGGGGAGGCAUUUUCACUUGCAUGGGCCCCAGAUGGAACUGUCCUGCUGGCUGGGAGAAUGGAUGACACAUUAGUCCCCAUAUCCGUCGAGCCAAUUGCCAGCCCUGCCGGCACUACUCCCAACGCUCCAAAGGCACCAUCAACCUACAAGGUGCUGCCUCACCAUAAACAACCUGUUCGUACCAAUGGAAUUGCGUUCUCGCACUCUUUCGACGCCGACCUUUUCCUUACUACUGGCGAAGGAACGGUCAAAAUCCAAUCUUACCCAUCUUUCACCACUCUCCAUACACUCAAUGCACACACGGCCGCUUGUCUUUGUGUCUCACUUGCACCAACUGCAAGGUAUCUAGCCAUCGGCGGAGGCGACUCACUAAUUUCCCUCUGGGAUACGACAAACUGGGUGUGCCAACGCACUGUCUCGAGUAGUGGCGGCGGAGCCGUUCGCGGCAUCAGCUGGAGUUGGGAUGGCCGGUUUAUCGUGAGUGCCUGUGAUGAAGUUGACUGUGGAGGCACUGGUUUGGAAAUCUUCCACGCAGAAACUGGAGAUAGCGUUUACACCAUCCCUACAGGCAACCCCAACGUCGGUGUCCCUGCCGUAGCCUGGCAUCCAUCCCGAUAUUGUCUUGCAUAUUCCCUUUAUGCAGAGGGUAUUGGAAGUGGCAAUAACGGACUGCGUAUCGUUGGUGCCGGUGCGGGUGACUUUUGA